Molecule: messenger RNA, 1197 nt
Organism: Miscanthus lutarioriparius
Lineage: Eukaryota; Viridiplantae; Streptophyta; Magnoliopsida; Poales; Poaceae
Source: the annotation of a GenBank genome assembly
AUGGCGGAGCAGCCCGUGAGCCCUGUGGAGAGGCUGAUGAAGGACCUGUACGUGGUCGUCUCCAUCGGGCUCGCGACGCCACUGAACCUCGCCGUCUUCCGGGCCGGCAUCGAGGCCCAGCUCGCUCGCCACCCCUACUUCCGGAGCAUCCAGGUGACGGACGACAAGGCCGACGGCGGCAGCGGCACGCCGCGGUGGGUGCCCACGACGGUGAACGUGGACGACCACAUCGUCGUCGUGCCGGCGCUGGACUCCGCCGCCGACCCGGACAAGGCCGUGGAGGACUACCUGGCGUCCCUGUCCACGCUGCCCAUGGACCACACGCGCCCGCCCUGGGACUUCCACUUCCUCGACGUCACGACCUCCGAGGCGGCCUCCACCGUGGCGCUGCGCGUCCACCACGCCCUCGCCGACGGCAUGGCGCUCAUCACGCUGCUCAUCUCCUCCUCGCGCAGCGCCGCCGACCCGGCCAAGGCCGCGCCCCUGCCCCCGCCGCCCGCGCGCACCGGCGCCGUCUACGCGCCGCCAGGGCAACAACGACGACCGGGGUCGUCGUCGUCGUCAGCGCUGCGCUGCGGCUGCCUCUCGUUCUCGCGUGACACAAAGACAAGGGAAAUAGUAUUGCGAUCAAUACUCCCUGUCAACACAAGGCCAGCCGCUAGCCUACAAAUGGAUGUUAAUAUGAUUGAAACUGGUAAGAGUAAUGCUGUGAGAUGGGGAAAUCGACUGGGCUACAUCAUCCUCCCAUUUCAUCUAGCCAUGCACGAUGAUCCACUUGAAUAUGUUCGCAAGGCGAAACAGGUUAUAGAUAGGAAAAAGAAUUCACUAGAAAUGCACGUCGUACAUUUGUCUAUCGACAUUGUCUUCAAAAUAUUUGGCCCAAAGGCAGGAGCUUAUAUCUUCAAUAAACUGCUCAGAAACACAACCAUGGCUCUCUCAAACUUGAUUGGGCCACCUGAGCAGAUAGAGUUAUGUGGCCAUCCAGUUGCCUACAUUGCACCUAGCGUCUAUGGGCUUCAACAAGCUAUUACAGUGCACUACCAAAGUUACAACAACACCAUCAAAGUCGUUCUAGCUGUUGAUGAGGCACAGUUUCCAGAUUCUCGCCAACUCUUGGACGACUUCGCCGAGUGCCUCAAGCUUACCAAGGACGCCGCUGCAAAGACGAUGUCAACGAAAACGAUUAAGAACGAGUAA